CGCGUUCUCCGCAAAGACCAUCAUCGACACCCUCACGCCGUCAUCUUGCUACGACUGGCAAGCUUCUCAAGGCAGUCGUCGUGGUGGGAGUCAUGCAUAUGCGUCGACGAACUCGAGGAACCGAGCGCAUCUUUCCCUUAUAGUGUCGUCUCCUCUUGCACGCCGUCGCACUAUGGGCUUAUCCAACGGGGCGAUUUUCAAACGGGCACCACAUCCAAGGUGGUACUCAAAAACACUUGUACGACAUCUUCCGCACAUCCGACUUCGUAUGCGCUUACCCUAGAACUGCAUAGCUAGUCAGUACUAGUCAGUUAUGUAGAAUUUGUAUCGACAGGAUCACUCUGAAGCGUUCGCUCGAGGCUUGCAUGCAUCUUCGGUCAACGCUGUGGACUUGCGGGAAUUGUAGGGCGACGUGAGUGGACGCCUGCAGGAAGAGGGGAUGCAUUAGUACUUUGAGGCGGAGAGUAACGAGGUGCUCAUACUCUGUGGCCCUCCUCGCUCCAUCUCCGCUGCAUAUUAGUGGCCUCCAUCGUGGUAUCAUCCUUUUCGCAACGUUCGCCGUCAUGUCAAACUAUACACUCGCCCUUGAGCUUUCCAGCGUCGCGGCUAUCGUCUACGGCGGCCCCAGACAAAGGGUUGCCGCCACAUAUGUAUUCCGAGACCCCAGACUGCCUUUCGCAAGAGCUCAGCUCCACCCCGAUCCCAAUGGUGUACUCGACUACUUUUUCCUGAGCCGACAUUUCCCACACAUCGUUUGACGCGAGCUUGUAUACCAUCGCUCAGAUAGGGGCUCCUAGAGCGUGUGUCUGUUCUUCAUGGGGCGCAGAGGGCUCCUGUGGACAUCGAUUCAUUUGGUCACUCACCUCAGCGCUGACUCUUGUGUCGUGGUGUCUGUCGAUUUAGUAGAUUGUAUUUCUUCGCUUUCGUGCGCUCCCGCUGAAAUUAUGCUAUCCGCAUGUCCCGC
Messenger RNA from Stereum hirsutum FP-91666 SS1, 964 nucleotides. RefSeq lists its product as uncharacterized. NCBI's taxonomy places the organism in Eukaryota, Fungi, Basidiomycota, Agaricomycetes, Russulales, Stereaceae. The annotation marks the transcript as partial. The transcript has 4 exons. The record is from RefSeq and is a predicted model, not a curated record.